AUGGACAAAAAAUCAUCGAAAACAAGCGCUGCUGGUGAAGCAAAAAAAUCAACAUCAACAACCAUCAUUCAGAACAAUGCAACUAAUACAUGUCGUGUUCGACGCGUACUACAAAAUUUUCUUCUGAUCUGGCUCGACGCCAAUAUUGAUGAGUCAAAUGAUGAUUUUAAGCAUUCAUUAACUCACCUUCGACAUAUCGUAGCAUCGAUCACAACAUUUACAGAUCCUAAAGAAUGUACUAAUUUUCUACACGAAAUUCAAUCAGAAAAGGUAUUUAUGAUUGUUUCUGGUUCACUUGGGCAAAAUAUUGUACCCAAAAUUUAUACAUGGUCACAAGUGCACUCAAUUUAUGUAUUUUGUAACAAUCGAUCGGUUCAUGAAAAAUGGGCUAAAAAAAUUUUAAAAAUAAAAGGUGUUCAUACUGAAAUCGAGUCUAUUUGUGAAGCAUUAAAAAAAGACAGUGCACGCUGUGAUCGAGCUUUGAUCUCAAUCAGUUUUCGUGGUAUUGAUGCGUCGUUUAUGUACACACAAUUGAUUAAGGAAGCUCUCUUGGAAAUUGAUGAUGAUGAUGCUAGUGAUAAGAAAUCUAUCAAAGAUCUUGCUGAGUACUGUCGUCUUCAGAAUGAUAUCGCUACAGAUGAGAUUGAAAAAUUUGAACGUGAAUAUCAUCAACAUACACCCAUUUGGUGGUAUACUGCACCAUUUUUCAUCUAUACCAUGCUCAAUCGAGCUCUACGGUUGCUUGAUGUUGAUAUCAUUCUAAAAAUGGGUUUCUUUAUUCGACACUUACAUCGACAUAUUAAACAAUUAUAUCACGAGCAACAAUCUACAAUGCGAACACCAGCAGUUCUAACAGUAUAUCGAGGACAAGGUUUAUCCAUACAAGACUUUGAAAAAAUGAAACAAAGCAAAGGAGGAUUUAUGUCAUUUAAUAAUUUUCUAUCAACCAGUCGUGAUCGAAAUCUUUCGUUGAAUGCAUUCGCACGUCCAGCAGCUCUUCAAGAUCCUGAUUCAGUUGUUUUCAGUAGUGCACCGAAAUCAUUAACUAAACCUCAAUAA
Molecule: messenger RNA, 1059 nt
Organism: Rotaria sordida
Lineage: Eukaryota; Metazoa; Rotifera; Eurotatoria; Philodinida; Philodinidae
Source: the annotation of a GenBank genome assembly